This is a messenger RNA of Hemibagrus wyckioides, 3043 nucleotides long. It is a transcript of the gene vamp1a, whose product is annotated as vesicle associated membrane protein 1a. Gene Ontology annotation, cellular component: SNARE complex; plasma membrane. Gene Ontology annotation, biological process: SNARE complex assembly; vesicle-mediated transport; vesicle fusion. The coding region runs from base 1449 to 1808 and encodes 119 amino acids. NCBI's taxonomy places the organism in Eukaryota, Metazoa, Chordata, Actinopteri, Siluriformes, Bagridae. The record is from RefSeq and is a predicted model, not a curated record. Gene Ontology annotation, molecular function: SNAP receptor activity; syntaxin binding. The transcript is spliced from 6 exons.
AGAGACAAGUUUAAUGAAUAUUUUGUGAAACAUCUUUUUAUAUUAUAGGUAUUAAAUAAAUAAAUAUCGGUUUAGGUGAAAAAAUAAAGAAAGCAAGAAAACAUAGAUCUGUAAAAGAAGAGAAAUAAGAUCUGUGGUUCGGUUAAGAAUGCUGCUGUAUAAGAGGAGGAGAAGAGGAGUGACUCAGCUUGAAUAUCGUUUCUGUUGUUUACAGCGUCAUCGUUGAAUGCAGAGUAACAGUUUAUGACACACAUCGUCCUGCCUCUCCACCGUCCUGCCUCUCCACCGUCCUGCCUCUCCUCCAUCCUGCCUUUCCAAGCUUGGCAUCAGAUGUGGUGCACUGGCACAUAGACAGUCUGCAUGCAAAAGUGCGAAAAAAAGAAAGAGUUCCCUUGUUAAACUAAUAUACACCCACUGUCCAUUUUAUUUCAUGCCAAGUGAGGAAGUUCUUACUGUCACAUAUAGCUGACACAGUGCACAGGGAAAUAAAACAAGAUUUCUCCAGGACCCUGAUGCUACAUAAAACACAGAGCUAAGGACUUAAAUAAGUUGUCCUAGCCAUAAGAAGUCCAUCGUGUACAACCAAGCGCAAACAGACAACACAAAACACUACAGGACAGAUACACAAAAUAGAGCUGACUAGUGUACAAUCUGAAUAUCACCUAGGACAGGUGACUGGAAAUAGGUGACAGGUGAUAUUUUUCUCUGUCCCUCAGAAGUCCCUCAGGUUCCUUUGGCUGACAGGAGAGGAACCCAGUGUGUUCUUCUGCUGUUUUAGCUCAUCCACCUCAAGGUCUGAUGAUUUGUGCAUGCUGAGAUGCUUUUCUGCUCACCACUGAUGUAAAGAGUGAUGAUAUGGUUUCCAGACAGCUUAAACCAAUCUGGACAUUUUCCUCUGACCUCUUUCUCCUCUUAUCCCAGCCCAUAUGGAACAAACCUCCAUGCCACAGUUAAAGUCACAGAGAUCAGACUUUUUCUUCCUCCUGAUCCUUGAUGUGAACUUUCAGCUCUCAUUCUAGGUCUGAAUGACUUUAUACACUGUGCUGCUGCCACAUGAUUGGCUGACCAGAAUGUGCUUAUUUGCAUGAAUGUGCAGGUGUACCGGCGUUCCUAAUAAAGUGGAUGGUGAGUGUAGAUUUCAUUUCGACCUCAAAGUAAGUCUGAUCAUUUCCGCUGGGUGAACUUCGCCUUUUAUGGGGUUUUGUGGGCGUCUCCAGAUGUGAUUGCGUAUGCGUUGGCAUGGGGUAGCGUCUGUACUUUUGGUGCAGACUGCAGAAGAGAGAGAGAGAGAGAGAGAGGAUAAUUGGAUGUGGUCGUGAUUCGUCUCCUCAGAACCCUCCUCGUAUUCGAGACAGCAGACUCAUAUAAUUUUGUUUGUCCCAAGAUCCAGACCAAGAAGUGCAUCAGCUUUAUUGAGUGUAUCCUGGUCUUAGGCACGUUAUUUCAAUAUGUCUGCCCCAGAUCAGGAUGUCACCACUAAACCAGGAGCUCCAGACAGGGAUGAAGGACAACAACCAGCUCCAGAUCCAAACUUCACCACCAAUCUGCGCCUCCAACACACACAGGCCCAAGUGGAUGAGGUGGUGGAUAUCAUGCAUGAAACUGCUGAAAAGUUAAUAGACAGAGACAAGAAGCUGUCGGAGUUGGAUGACCGGGCUGAUGCUCUGCACAGCGGAGCUAUGCAGUUCGAGAGCAGCGCUGCCAAGCUGAAGAACAAGUACUGGUGGAAAAACUUCAAGAUGAUGAUCAUCAUGGGCAUUGUUCUGGUCCUCCUGGUGGCCAUUGCUUUCAUGUACUUCUACCACUGAUCUGUGUACAAGCAUGUGGCGAACUCAACCAGGGGAGUAAAAGUUUCACCAAAGUCCAUACUGCUGUCCUUUUUCCUAACUCGUGCCUUUUAUCCAAAGUGUAGUAUGUUAACAUGUUUCAGUUCCUCUCUCUCUCUCUCUCUCUUUCUUUUUUAAUGUUCUCAAACAACAUGGAAAAAAAUAUAACUUGACUAAUCCACGACCUAGAGAUGAAGAGUUAGCAGUUACCUGUGUUAUUUAUUGCAUGUAAAUAUCACUUCCUGAACUAUCUAAUACCCACAUUUCAUAGUGUUCAAUGUUUUUUUGUUUAGUUUUUAGUAUCCCAGUUUGGCCUUCAUUUCAAUAAAGUGAUGAAAAGCAGAUGUUUCCUAGAGUCAAAUGUCUCUAAACCGACAGCUGAGAGCUGUAAAGCUGUGACACACACACACACAUUGCAUUACCACACAGUAUUUAAUUCACUCAAACUAACUGCAUGCUUGAUUUACAGCAAAAUCUACUGUGUUUUUGAUGAAAUCGAUGGGUUAAGACACAAAGCCCAGCUGAUUAACCUGCAAAUAACAGAUUUGUUAAAGGGAUUGUGUGUGUGUGACACCAAUUUGGUGUGUUUUCACCAAAUAUGGCUAAAUGUAUGGGGUCACCUGUCCAUCACAACCAUGUGUCUCUUUCCAAACAUUCCAAACAUUGGAGCUGAUUCAACAGCCUCCACUCUUCUGGGAAGGCUUUAAGAUUUGGAGCGAGGCUGUGAGGAUUUGUGAUCAUUAAACCAAAAGAGCACUAUGCACUGAGGAGUGUACAAUCUAUGGUCCAGUUCAUCUCAUCCCAGUUCAUGGGGAUGUUUUUCAGACAUCAUGGGAAAGGUGUACAGAUCAUAACAGCUUCAGAGUGCUUAAAAACUGAUCAUGACAAUGACCUGAAACUCACAGCCAGGGCAAUACUCUAGUUGCUGAGGAACGUAUCUGGGAAUGUCAUUAAGUGGCUUUGCCAGAGCUCAGGACUACACCAAACUGGCCAUAUCUGGAGAGAAGUUCCUCAUCCAUGUUGAUAGAGCUGGACAUGGUUCUGCAGAGAGGACUGGAAUGAGAUCCUCAAAUCAAGGUGUGGUGAGCUUACGGCAUCCUGGCCAAGAAGACGCUGACAAGAUGCUGUCAAGGGUACUUCACCAAAGGACUGUAGGAGAUGGGGUAGCUUGGUGGUUAAGGUGUUGGACUACUGAUUGGAAGGUUGUGAGUUUGACU